Puma concolor (puma) is the source of this 2778-nucleotide messenger RNA. The record is from RefSeq and is a predicted model, not a curated record. NCBI's taxonomy places the organism in Eukaryota, Metazoa, Chordata, Mammalia, Carnivora, Felidae.
AUGGAGAUGGUGGGAGGCUGCUGCGUAUGUUCCGACGGAAGGGGCUGGGCCGAGCCGCUGGUCUACUGUGAUGGGCAAUGCAGCGUGGCUGUCCUGGAGGCCUUGAGGGGCUUGCUAUGGCAUCGUCAGGUGCCAACGGAACCCUGGUUCUGCCGGAAGUGUGAAUCUCAGGGCGAGCAGCCAGGGAGGGGGCUGUGUGAGCUGUGCCCACACAAGGCGGGCGUGAAGAGGACUGAUAAUGGAGGCUGGGCCCACGUGGUAUGUGCCCUCUACAUCCCGGAGGUGCAGUUUGCCAACGUGCUCACCAUGGAGCCCAUGCAUUGGACCUGCUACAUCUGCGAGGAGCAGGGCCGGGAGAGCAAGGCAGCCUCAGGAGCCUGUAUGACCUGUAACCGCCACGGAUGUCGGCAAGCUUUCCACGUCACCUGUGCCCAAAUGGCAGGCCUGCUGUGCGAGGAGGAAGUGCUGGAGGUAGACAACGUCAAGUACUGCGGCUACUGCAAAUACCACUUCAGCAAAAUGAAGACAUCCCGGCAUGCCAGCGGGGGCGGCGGAGGAGCAGGAGGCGGUGGUACAGGGGCAGGUGGCAGCGGCUUUAUUGCUGGCCGGAGAAGCCGGUCAGCCUCUCCGUCCACCCAGCAGGAGAAGCACCCUUCCCACCAUGAAAGGGGCCAGAAGAAGAGUCGAAAGGACAAAGAACGCCUUAAACAGAAGCACAAGAAGCGGCCUGAGUCACCCCCCAGCAUCCACACCCCGCCUGUGGUCCCCACUGCUGACAAGUCUCCCCACGUGUCGGGGUCCGGGGCCUCAGCAGCCACCCACAAGCGGAUGCCCACACUGAGUGCUGCCCCUGCACCUGCUGAGGAGACCCCCGAGACAGGCCUGAAGGAGAAGAAGCACAAAGCUAGCAAGAGGAGCCGACAUGGACCAGGACGUCCCAAGGGCAGCCGGAACAAGGAGGGGGCUGGGGGUCCAGCUGCUCCCUCGCUGCCCAGUGCCCAGCUGGCUGGCUUUACUGCCACUGCUGCUUCACCCUUCUCCGGAGGUUCCCUGGUCAGCUCUGGCCUGGGUGGUCUGGCUUCCCGCACCUUUGGGCCUUCAGGGAGCCUUCCCAGCCUGAGCCUGGAGUCUCCCCUGCUAGGGGCAGGCAUCUACACCAGUAAUAAGGACCCCAUCUCCCACGGCGGCAGUGGUGGAAUGCUGCGAGCUGUCUGCAGCACCCCCCUCUCCUCCAGCCUGCUGGGGCCCCCAGGGACCUCGGCCCUGCCCCGCCUCAGCCGCUCCCCAUUCACCAGCACCCUCCCCUCCUCCUCUGCUUCUAUCUCCACCACUCAGGUGUUUUCUCUGGCUGGCUCUACCUUUAGCCUUCCUUCUACCCACAUCUUUGGAACCCCCAUGGGUGCCGUUAACCCCCUCCUCACCCAGGCCGAGAGCAGCCACACAGAGCCAGACCUGGAGGACUGCAGCUUCCGGUGUCGGGGGACCUCCCCCCAGGAGAGUCUGUCUUCCAUGUCCCCCAUCAGCAGCCUCCCCGCACUCUUUGACCAGACAGCGUCUGCAUCCUGCGGGGGCAGCCAAUUAGACCCAGCAGCCCCCGGAACAACUAACAUGGAGCAGCUGUUGGAGAAGCAGGGCGACGGCGAGGCCGGUGUCAACAUCGUGGAGAUGCUGAAGGCACUGCACGCGCUGCAGAAGGAAAACCAGCGGCUUCAGGAACAGAUUCUGAGCCUGACGGCCAAGAAGGAGCGGCUGCAGAUUCUCAACGUGCAGCUCUCUGUGCCCUUCCCCGCCCUGCCUGCCGCCCUGCCUGCCGCCAACGGCCCAGUCCCUGGGCCCUAUGGCCUGCCUCCCCAAGCCGGCAGCAGCGAUUCCUUAAGCACCAGCAAGAGCCCCCCGGGGAAGAACAGCCUUGGCCUGGACAACUCUCUGUCCACGUCUUCCGAGGACCCACACUCAGGCUGCCCCAGCCGCAGCAGCUCGUCGCUGUCCUUCCACAGCACGCCCCCACCGCUGCCCCUGCUCCAGCAGAGCCCUGCUACUCUGCCCCUGGCCCUGCCCGGGGCCCCUGCCCCGCUCCCGCCCCAGCCGCAGAACGGGCUGGGUCGGGCACCGGGGGCAGCGGGACUGGGGGCCAUGCCCAUGGCUGAGGGGCUGUUGGGGGGGCUGGCGGGCAGCGGGGCCCUGCCCCUCAAUGGGCUCCUGGGGGGGUUGAAUGGGGCUGCCGCCCCCAACCCUGCGGGCUUGAGCCAGGCUGGCGGGGCCCCCACGCUGCAGCUGCCAGGUUGUCUUAACAGCCUAACCGAGCAGCAGAGACAUCUCCUGCAGCAGCAAGAGCAGCAGCUUCAGCAGCUCCAACAGCUCCUGGCCUCCCCACAGCUGACCCCGGAACACCAGACUGUUGUCUACCAGAUGAUCCAGCAGAUCCAGCAGAAGCGGGAGCUGCAGCGGCUGCAGAUGGCCGGGGGCUCCCAGCUGCCCAUGGCCAGCCUGCUGGCAGGAAGCUCCACCCCGUUGCUGUCCGCGGGCACCCCUGGCCUGCUGCCCACGGCGUCUGCCCCACCUCUGCUGCCCGCCGGAGCCCUGGUGGCUCCCUCGCUUGGCAACAACACGAGUCUCAUGGCUGCAGCAGCUGCGGCCGCAGCAGUAGCAGCAGCGGGCGGACCUCCAGUCCUCACUGCCCAGACCAACCCCUUCCUCAGCCUGUCGGGGGCGGACGGCAGUGGUCCCAAAGGAGGGACCGCUGACAAAGGAACCUCAGCCAACCAGGAAAAAGGCUAA